GGAAACACUACAGAGAUGAACACUACAGAGAUGAACACUACAGAGAUGGACACUACAGAGAUUAACACUACAGAGAUGAACACUACAGAGAUGAACACUACAGAGAUGAACACUACAGAGAUGGACACUACAGAGAUGAACACUACAGAGAUGAACACUACAGAGAUGAACACUACAGAGAUGAACACUACAGAGAUGAACACUACAGAGAUGAACACUACAGAGAUGGACACUACAGAGAUUAACACUACAGAGAUGAACACUACAGAGAUGAACACUACAGAGAUGGACACUACAGAGAUGAACACUACAGAGCGGAACACUACAGAGAUGGACACUACAGAGAUGGACACUACAGAGAUGGACACUACAGAGAUGAACACUACAGAGCGGAACACUACAGAGAUGAACACUACAGAGAUGGACACUACAGAGAUGAACACUACAGAGCGGAACACUACAGAGAUGGACACUACAGAGAUGAAAUCUACAUAG
This is a messenger RNA of Candidula unifasciata, 495 nucleotides long. NCBI's taxonomy places the organism in Eukaryota, Metazoa, Mollusca, Gastropoda, Stylommatophora, Geomitridae. The record is from the annotation of a GenBank genome assembly.